This is a messenger RNA of Pseudozyma hubeiensis SY62, 2598 nucleotides long. RefSeq lists its product as hypothetical. The transcript has a single exon. The record is from RefSeq and is a predicted model, not a curated record. Bases 1 to 2598 code for a protein of 865 amino acids. NCBI's taxonomy places the organism in Eukaryota, Fungi, Basidiomycota, Ustilaginomycetes, Ustilaginales, Ustilaginaceae.
AUGGACGAAGACCUUCUCAAAGCCACCGACGCCCUAUGCUUGUCCCCUCAUAGAGACCGACUCCGAGGCAGUGCAUUCUCCCGUCACAUCUGUCGUGGCCGUGAUAAGCACGUUAAGAAUUCCGACUCGAACCACUUCCCAGAACCGUCAUCGGACGCAGACGUCGACGACAUCUCUCCAUCGAUUGCGCACAACGGGGCUCCCUUGCCGACCUACUUCAGUAUGCCGAGAGGAGUCAAGAGACCCCGGCGUGGAUCAGAAGAUGCCACAAGCCACAUCGAUGCCUCGUCGUCUCCAUCUAAGGUAGCAAGACACAAUGUCGGCUCGAAUGCGUGUGAGCCUAUCCUCAUCUCAGACUCUGAUGACGACCGCCCUCUCAUUGAUGGCCAGCGCGCUGUUGAAGAAGCACUCGAAGACUCGCCGACUGCAUCUCAUCGACAAAAAUUGGCAAGCCUCUACACCUAUCAUAGUCCCACGAAGGCUCGGGCGGUCGUCAAGCCACGUCCUGGUCCCACAGUCAAGUCUGAGAUACGCAAAUCUGAGCUCAGCACUGAAGAGCCGUCCACUGUGCUCUCAUCAUCUCGAGCGUGCUUCUCGACACCCUCGAAGACGGAGUCAUCCACAUCGACCCUGCUCGCCAAGAGCCCGUUGCCCUUGCCAAUUGCGAAAGACCCCAAGAAAGCAAAACGUCGCAAGAGAGAGACCCUCCAGCUAAAGAAGACGCUACAGGAUGCCAAGGAGCGUGACAUCGUCCCUCUGGAACUUGAUCGAGUUUCUGCUGCCGGGUUCCGCCUCAUCCUGCGAUGUUCCUUCUGUGCAGGUGCUUUUGCCAAGUCUACCAGCGCCAAGGCCAAGCAGGAGCACAUGUCUCUCUGUGCCCCACUCCAGGGUAUCGUGCGCAGCCAAGCCGCCGUCGAUACCAUCUCAUCCGACAUUUCGAACCUCCUGCGACGCGACGAGCAAGACAAGAAGAAAGCUGCAGACGAGCGCACCGUUCUCCAGGAUGUCAUGCACGAUGCCGACAUCAUCAUGCACGAAGGGCGUGCAAGUCAGAUCGCAACUUCCACAAAGAAGCGAGGCAGGGACAAGGUAGUCACGAAGAAGCGCAUCACGCGUGUUGCAAAACCCACUGUCCUGGUUGUCGGGGACCAUUCGAGCAAAAUUAGCCCGGUCGCUCAUUCCGCCGGACACAACCUCCUUCCCGCUCGCAAGGCGAUGCUUGCAGCUCGCGAUUUCACCACCAAAAUGCUGGGCAGCGCCAUCUCGUUCUUGAUAGAUCCGAGCGAGAGCGGAGAGUCUGAAGACCCCAAGCCAAAGUCAGAUCCUGACAGCCGGCCAGUGGAACUGAUGUCAGGUGUCGAUGUGCUGGCCACGCCCAGAAAAAACCGAAUUCGAAGAGAGCUCUUCGCACACAACGCGGAUGGAACAAGCAACCGAGCGGAUCAGCUUCCGGCUGUCAAUGCCGAGCAAGUGUUUGCUUCCAUGGCAUCUGUAAGCCCGGAGAAAAGUCCUGUAAAAGCCCUUCAAAAGUCUCGUCAGCGUCAGCUGUCAAAAGACCAAGAUUUGUCUCUCCAAUUCGACGGUACCAGAACAAGUCCAGCUAGCCCGAGUCCGCCACAAACACAGCCUUUUGCACCAUCCAAGCUUGCUCAACGCCAACAGGCUCGAUGCGGCAAGGCGAGAGACCAGCUUUUCGGCGCUGAAACGACCACGCGAUCCUUGCUCGAUCUCAUGCAGGAAGCCAAAGCCGGAGACUCUGACUCCUCGAAGCGCAAAGCGGACGAGCUCGACCAGACAUUUUACAAUGACGCUGUGAAAAGAUCCAGAAAAGACGAGGAGAAUCGCGACCCUACCUUCGAAGCACGGUCAGCCAGUUCGAAGCGGACACGUGGAAUGAAAUUUGGCUCGAUUCUUAUAGGCGCCUCCGAAGGUCAAGAUAUGGACCUCGACGACCACAGCAUUACGUCGCCCUCGCCUCUCCCUGAAAAAGACAGCCCAGGUCGGGGUAAGCUUCAAGAUCAAAUGCUCGUCGAAGCAGCUCAAGUCCUAGCACACGAGUCGGCAUCCACUGACGACAUCGACCCGCAAGUCUCAUCCGAUCUUCAACAGAAGGUAUCCAUCGUUCGCAGCGACCAAGAAGAGCUCGCGACGAGGCAUUGCGACGAUGAAGCAGACUUAGCCGCUAAUGCCGACAGCCUCGAAGAAGACGUCAACAAUGACGAUGACGAUUCCCAAUCCUUUCUUGAUCUCUUGGAGCCUCUGGACAUCAUCAACGAGUCCGACUUUCCCCAGACGCAACACCUUUCCGACCCCUCGUCUGACGACAUGGACGACGCAGAUUCAGGAAGUAUGGCAAUCAAGAACAGGAGGAUGCUCGUCGCGAGCGGCGGCGCUUCCAUGACCAUCGAGCCUCGGCGUAAAGCUCCUCGAGCCGCCUCACUCGCCGGCUUCCCUGCCUCUUCUCCAUCCGACAUGCCGCCCAAUGGCGACACAAAAGCAUUACCCAGCAAUGAAGCGCGAGAAUCUUCGGUGUCCAAUUCAGAUCCAGAUCUCGUGCUCAUCACGGACGACAGCUGCACCAGCAGCCCUCAGCCUUGA